Molecule: messenger RNA, 1071 nt
Organism: Trichomonas vaginalis G3
Lineage: Eukaryota; Parabasalia; Trichomonadida; Trichomonadidae
Product: STKc MAPK domain-containing protein
Exons: 1
Coding region: 1-1071 (356 amino acids)
Biological process (GO): intracellular signal transduction; protein phosphorylation
Cellular component (GO): cytoplasm; nucleus
Molecular function (GO): MAP kinase activity; ATP binding
Source: RefSeq, a predicted model, not a curated record
AUGGAUAGACCCCCAAUUACGGAGGAUCUUGUUAAUAAAGAGACUCAAGGCCGCUACAAAUUCGUUAAGACACUCGGUCGCGGUGCUUAUGGCGUUGUUUUUGCCGCCAUAGAAAAAGCAACAGGCAAAGAAGUUGCUGUCAAACAUGUUGAUCGUGUUUUUGAAUCACCUCUUGAUGCCAAACGCUGCUUGCGUGAAGUCAAAAUAUUAUCACAACUUAAUCAUGAAAAUAUUACAAAUCUUGUUGAUAUCUCUUGCUUACCUGAUUACGAAAACUUCAAAGGAUUAGCUAUCGUGAUGGAUUUAAUGGAUACAGAUAUGUGUCAAAUUAUUAAUAGUGGACAACCACUCCUUGUAGAACACCACAGAUAUUUUAUUUACCAGUUACUUCGUGGACUUAAAUAUCUUCACUCCGCAAACAUUCUUCACCGUGAUUUAAAGCCAUCCAACUUACUUUUGAACUCAGAUUGCGAUCUAAAAAUUGCAGAUUUUGGUCUUGCACGUAUUUCCGAACCAGAUGAACCACAAGAGUUCCUUUCAGAAUAUGUCGCUACCCGAUGGUACCGUGCUCCAGAAGUUCUUCUUAAUUACGAUACAUACGGUGCUCCAAUGGAUAUGUGGAGCGUUGGCUGCAUUACAGCAGAGCUUGUUCUUCGCCAUCCACUUUUCCGUGGAACUUCCACUCGUAACCAGUUAGAACUUAUUACACAGAUUCUUGGUUCUCCAACAGACAAAGACCUCGAGGGAUGCACAAACCAGAAAGCCUACAGAUUUAUGCAGCAACUUCCUCCGCAGACAAAGGUUCCAUGGGAGGAGUUAUUCCAAGGAAAAACAUAUAAUCCAGAAGAAAUCGACUUUAUUGACAGACUCCUCAAGUGGAAUCCGAACGAAAGAAUGACAGUUGAAGAGGCCUUGGAGCACCCAUUCGUCGUCAAACUUCACGAUCCUUUCGAUGAACCAGUUGGCUUCCCAUUCGAGGAAUUCGACUUCGAAAGACAAGAUGUUACUGUUGAAGAGCUCAAAAUGGAAAUGUGGAAAGAGAUAUUGAAGCGCCAUCCAAAAUUCGAGUAA